This is a messenger RNA of Prorocentrum cordatum, 762 nucleotides long. The record is from the annotation of a GenBank genome assembly. Lineage: Eukaryota; Dinophyceae; Prorocentrales; Prorocentraceae.
AUGGUCUCGGCGGCGCCCUUCCUAACCUCCUGUUGGCACGCGUCGUCAGUCGUUAUCUGGGCGGAGGAUCGACUACAUAUGUUUACCACGAAUUUGCUUUCGCGCACUCGCCGCCCUUUUAUUCAAGAGGAGACCGAGACAUUUCCGCACAUGGCAGGUGUGUUGCCCAUCAGUGGUCGGGACAUUGAUUUGAAGGUACGUGUGCUGAAGGCGCCGCGAGCUGUCCCUCGACAGCCAGCAGUCAGUUUCUCACGACACCCAGAGCGCUGGCAUAUGGUAGAGGAGCUUAUCGAUGCAGCUUGCGAAGACAAUUCAUUGGGAGUUGCUUGGGACGCAGCGCUGGCCCACUUAGUGCUAGAGCUCCUGGGACAACGCGAUCUUGCCGAGGCUGAGGGCGAGCUCCACCGAGGCCAGGACGCCAAAUUGCGGUGGCAGCCGCCCUUGAGGCGUGGCGCGCGGUCGAUUGUGGACAUGACUUCAGCUGCGGCAGCCUGUUGGGCUCGGCAUCUCCGUAGGCAUCGUCAAGCCUUCAUCCGGCAGGUCACCGUGCUGCUGAUCGACGAGAUGCCAGAGCCCGGGGCCGACAAGGCUGCGAAGACGCUCGUCGAUAUCACCAGGUGUUGGGCUCGUGCUGCUGGCGUGGCCAUCUCAAUGAAGACUCCAUGCGUUUCCUGGCGAACGGCAUUGACUUCAUCGUUGGUAGGGGCACAGACACCAUGCUGGAUAGGAUGGAGGCCGAUGGCGCCAAGCGCCAAGCCAUGA